AUGGAGGCAUCUGAAAGGAGCUACAAGUAUGGGGUGACCGGGCCUCUCUCUAUGAAGGAAAGCACGGAGGAGGAUAUCCGGCUGUCUGAGGAGAUGGACACGUACCUACAGGAGCGUGGCUUCUUCGAGGAUUGCAAAGAGGGGCAAACAAGAGAGAGAGUUCUUGGAAAGCUAAACUUCAUGGUUAAGGAGUUUGUUGCGAGGAUGGCAAAGAAUAAAGGAAACGGGGAUGGGGAGAAAGCAUAUGGAGGAAAGAUAUUUACGUUUGGGAGCUAUAGGCUGGGUGUCCAUGGCAAAGGAACUGACAUCGAUGCCCUGUGUAUUGUACCCAGGCAUGUGACCAGAAGCGAUUUCUUCACCUAUUUUUACGAGGAACUGAAAGAAGACCCGAACAUAGAAGGUGUUACAAAGAUAGAGGAUGCAUUUGUACCAAUAAUUAAAUUCGAGUUUCAAGGGAUUCCAAUUGAUUUAGUCUUUGCUAGACUUAACGUACCCGUUGUGAAGGAUGGAAUUAACCUACUCAACGAUACGCUUCUGAAGAGCAUGGACGAGAAAUGCAUUUUAUCACUGAAUGGAUCCAGGGUUACAGAUGAAAUGUUGAAUCUUGUUCCAAAUGUAAAAGCCUUCCAUUCGGCACUGAGGUGCAUCAAGUACUGGGCUAAGAGGAGAUGUGUGUAUGGAAACCCCUAUGGAUACUUUGGAGGGGUGGCGUUUUCGCUGUGUGUUGCAAGGGUCUGCCAGCUGUAUCCAAAUGCAUCGUCUUUUACCAUUGUCUGCAAGUUCUUUGAGUUGUUUUCGUCAUGGAAGUGGCCGACGCCUGUGAUUCUACGCCCUGUGGUGGACUUAAACUACAAUCUGAAGGUCUGGGACCCCAAGGUGUAUCCCUCGGACAAGUACCAUAGGAUGCCUGUGAUAACACCUGCAUAUCCUUCCAUGUGCGCAACGCAUAAUGUAUCGAACAGCACGCAGCAUGUGAUCACCAUGGAGUUUUCCAGGGCCCAUGAGAUUCUAUCCAAUCCCGAGAAGAAUGACUUCAGAAGGAUAUUCGAGCUGUCUGACUUCUUCAGCCGGUACAAGCUCUUUGUCGAGGUGCUAGCGAUGUCUACCUCCGAAGAGGGAUUUGCAAAGUGGGAAGGAUAUGUAGAAUCGAAGAUCAGGAUUCUGGCAUCCAAGUUUGAGGCUGUUGAUGACAUAUUAUAUGCCAUUCCCUUUCCAAAGGCGUUCAGAGUUGGCGAGGAAAGCAUUAGGAAGAUAAGGCCUGGGGCCUCUGAGGUGAAGAAGUGCACUGCAUUCUUCAUAGCAAUUGACAUCAUCCCUGUGAAGGGCAAGAAGGUGGUUGUGGAGCAACAAGUCAAGGAGUUCAUGGAGUUCAUCAAGGAGUACGAGGGAAAGGAAAGCAGCAUGAGGAUUGAGGUCAAUAGCCUGAAGAAAAAGGAUAUCCAAGGAUUCCUAAGGGUCUUUUACGGGAAGGAUGAUAAUUUAUCCAGUGAGGAUGAGAAUAAAAGGAGAAAAGUUAAAUGA
This is a messenger RNA of Encephalitozoon hellem ATCC 50504, 1521 nucleotides long. Its product is annotated as poly(A) polymerase. NCBI's taxonomy places the organism in Eukaryota, Fungi, Microsporidia, Unikaryonidae. Gene Ontology annotation, cellular component: nucleus. The coding region runs from base 1 to 1521 and encodes 506 amino acids. The record is from RefSeq and is a predicted model, not a curated record. The transcript has a single exon. Gene Ontology annotation, molecular function: RNA binding; poly(A) RNA polymerase activity.